This is a messenger RNA of Sardina pilchardus (European sardine), 1169 nucleotides long. RefSeq lists its product as uncharacterized. The transcript is spliced from 2 exons. NCBI's taxonomy places the organism in Eukaryota, Metazoa, Chordata, Actinopteri, Clupeiformes, Clupeidae. The coding region runs from base 36 to 1169 and encodes 377 amino acids. Gene Ontology annotation, molecular function: structural constituent of ribosome; RNA binding. Gene Ontology annotation, cellular component: cytosolic small ribosomal subunit. The record is from RefSeq and is a predicted model, not a curated record.
GUCUUGUUUGAGGCGCUACAGACAGAGGAGCAACAAUGGUGGCUGGGAUGGUGAUGCCCCUUGCCGAGCUGAGGGCGAUCUACGAGCGGCUUUUUCGGGAUGGCGUCAUGGUGGCCAAGAAAGACAAGCGGCCACAAACCAAGCACCCCGACGUCCCCGGGGUGAAGAACCUGCAGGUGAUCCGCGCCAUGGGCUCGCUCAAGUCUCGGGGUUACGUGAGGGAGACUUUUGCGUGGAGGCACUUCUACUGGUAUCUCACCAACGAGGGCAUUGUUUACCUGCGGGAUUACCUGCACCUGCCCGCCGAGAUCGUGCCAACCCCUCUCCAGAGGGUACGUCGGCCAGCUGCCACCCUGGCCCUUGCCCACCGCGCCGCCCGGGUCCAGACGGUAGAGGGUCCAACGUCUUACGUUCCCAAGCCCGGAAUGGAGAGCCAGGAAGGGCUGAUGGAGCGCCAAGGGUACCGGCACAAGAGGAUGGGGGGCGUCGCCGAGGAAGGGAUGCCAGCUGAGAGAACCCCCCGGUUCCGAGGCCGCCCAACAGCUAUGGAACAAGAGAAGCCCAAUGGAUCAUGGAAUUCUGGAAACCAAGCUCAGCCCCCCAUGAGAAAUGGACGGGCUUUUCGCCCAGAACCUGAGCGUGUGACGGAACAGGGCUAUGGGAAAAGGGUCGCCAUGGAGACCGCCUCCGAGAGGCCUUUGACGGAUGCUGUCAGUACCAAAUCGACUUCAGUGUUUACAGUGCAGGAGAAGGUUGUGUCUGGGAACCACAGAGGUAGCACUCAGGCUAUCAAAAGCACAACCACGUUCUCUGACAUGACUUCCUCCAAUCAAGCACAAAUUGCCGGCGCAGCAGCAGCGGUUACAGCUGCAGCAGUUGGAUUAGGUUUGUCCAAAAAAGAAGUGCCUAAACUCAACCAAACAGCCGGAAACAAACCAGACCAAGCUGUAGUCACUCAGGUGGAAUCUUCUGUUAAGGUGGAGAAACUAAAGAAAAGCACAGAACCCAAGGCCAAGGAGCCCAAGCCAUCUAAACCAGCCGAAACUCUCACAGACAGUGUUGAUCAAAUCAAAGAGGUGGUGGUGAAAGUUGAACGACAAGACUUCAAACUGAAGACUGCUGAUGCCAAGCCUAAAGAAGAUUCUCCUAAACCCCAGCUGCAGCUGUGA